Messenger RNA from Paracoccidioides lutzii Pb01, 1047 nucleotides. RefSeq lists its product as hypothetical. The record is from RefSeq and is a predicted model, not a curated record. Bases 1 to 1047 code for a protein of 348 amino acids. The transcript is spliced from 2 exons.
AUGCCUACGAUAAUGCUGAGCAAAUCAAGUUCGCUCUCCAUCCCUGUAUCAACGUGGACAUGGGCACUGCAACGCCCACUGGGGGACUUUCAUGACUCACCCAUUACAAGUGGCAUGGGUACGAUGGCGUAUCUGAGCGGCCAGAUAUCCAAAUCAACGGCUGGCGUUGCAGUUGAUAAAAUUCAUGGUAUGCCCGUACUGCCGAAAUCUUGGCUGUAUGGAACCUCAAUUAAGCAGCGGAACGGGCCGGAAGAUUCUCGGCAAAAUGCCAAGAACUAUUUAACUAUGCUAGGACGGGCGAAUGCUAGACUGGGCGACUGUGCCGUCCCUGGGACACAUGGAGCUGCAACCGCCAAGUCAUGUAGAGCAGUGUCACGCGAACUAGCUCAGGAGUGGGCAGAGGCAGAUGAACAAGGCAUGCAGAAUCUGAUCAUAGUGAUAGAUCUCUUGAUGAUAUUGGAUCAUCUGUCCUGUUUGAAAUCAAGAAAAUCAAUGAAUUUAUGGAACGAAAUAUAUAUAAAAGGUGCUUCAGCUGUGUUUGCAUACCACAUCUUGAAAGAUGAAAAAAUCACCGUGUUAUCUCUGGCUACUCCAGAUCGAUUCAACCCGGAUAGCUUGACCAAUUCUCAGGCUGUAGAGGAGCCAGUUCUGAAAGGCGCAAUUGGAGGGGCUGCAGUAUCUUGCAUUGGAAUGGUGCAUCUGACCAUCAAGAGAGCUGAGGAUUUCUGCUAUCAGGUGUGGCUGACUGAUGAAACUCAUCCCUGGAUUGCAAAUUUCGAACACUGGAGAAGAAGAGUGCUGUCCAAGAAGCAAAACCUAAUGGUGAGCCAGGCUGAGAUCUUUAUCCAAAUGGAGACUAAGGUGCAAAAUGUGUCAGGGCCAGCAAAGUCUCUGAAGGAGAAGAAGAAGGUGGAGAGGAAAAAGGAGAAAAAGAGGAAGAGUGAGGAGAACAGGAAAAAGAUGACGGACGACCAGCGACGCUUCCAAAGCAUGAAAAAUAGAAACAAAAUAGCCGCUGGAGACUCAAACCAAUUACAGGCCAACUGA